CCUCCUCCUCCUCCUCCUCCUCCUCCUCCUCCUUCUCCUUCUCCUUCUCCUUCUCCUUCUUCUUUCUUAACUGCUGCAACCCAGCUCUUGCAAUAAAGAAGUCUGUAAGACAAAUCAACCGGCGAGUCGCGUCGUUCUUCCGCGGGCAGUGGAGCGACAAGUGGUCCCGUGACUCGGAUCACUGGAAGCGCCAGGAAAGGAUUGGCCGAAGUCGUGGCCCUUGCAGGAAGGGGACAAUACAUUGGUGGGCAUCGGCACUGCGUGCGAUCCUCCCCGGAGCGCUCAAGUUUUGGACUGGCAAGAUCUAGAAGGUAAUAUGGGCAAGGUGCAGCCAUAUGUGUGCACUGUUCCCAUCACUCUAUAGGGCAGGGACAUUCUGGAGCAAUUGCAGGUUCAGGUAACCAACGAGCCUUCCACAGCCCAUUCCCCAGGUUGGAAAAUGAUGAAAAGAACGGGCUACUCAGGCGGAGGACUGGGGAGAAAGAAACAAGGCAGGGUGGAGCCCGUCUCCCCAAAGCCCAAUGAGGGAAGACAGGGUCUGGGUUUUUUCAUAGGGGUCACUGAAAGACAACCCUUCCACUUACCUGGCUAACAAAUAAGCCAGUGUGGAUACUGCAGUGGCCCCUCUCCUGAGAAAAAUUGGCUGCCGUCCAUGAUUUGGUCCAACAACGGUUGGAGGCAGGUCACCUCCAACCCUCAGUCUCCCCCUGGAAUACUCCAAUUUUUGUUAUAAAAAAGAAGUCAGGCAAGUAUCGACUGUUGCACGAUCGCAGAGCUGUUAAUCAACAAAUGCAGCCUAUGGGAGCUUUACAGCCAGGGCUCCCUGUUCCAACUAUGAUUCCCAAACAUUGGCCUAUUAUUGUAGUGGAUUUUUUUUUUUUGACAGGCAGAGUUGACAGUGAGAGAGAGAGACAGAGAGAAAGGUCUUCCUUUGCCGUUGGUUCACCCUCCAAUGGCCGCCGCGGCCGGCGCACUGUGGCCUGCGCACCGCGCUGAUCCGAUGGCAGGAGCCAGGUACUUCUCCUGGUCUCCCAUGGGGUGCAGGGCCCAAGCACUUGGGCCAUCCUCCACUGCACUCCUGGGCCACAGCAGAGGGCUGGCCUGGAAGAGGGGCAACCGAGACAGAAUUUGGCUCCCUGACCGGGACUAGAACCCCGUGUGCCGGCGCCACAAGGUGGAGGAUUAGCCUAGUGAGCCGCGGCGCCGGCCUAUAGUGGAUCUUAAGGACUGUUUCUUUAGCAUUCCUUUACAUGAAAAUGAUACCCAAAGAUUUGCAUUUACAGUUCCUUCUAUAAAUCAUGCAGGGCCCAACAAAAGGUAUGAGUGGAAAGUUCUUCCGCAAGGUAUGACUAAUAGCCCCACCUUGUGUCAGCUGUAUGUAUCACAGGCUGUGGAACCCGUCCGCCAAUUAUAUCUUCAAUUAUAUCUUUUACAUUACAUGGAUGAUCUAUAAUUAGCAGCUGCCACCGAGAACCAGUUACAGGCAGCGUUUACUACGCUAAGCGGGUGUCUGCAAUCAGCAGGAUUACAAAUAGCACCUAAAAAGGUUCAAAAGAACACAGUAGUUCAGUAUUUGUGGCUAAAGUUGACACCGACUACGGUGUCUCCCUUGGAUUUUACUAUUGCCACGUCACAGCUUAGGACCUUAAAUGAUUUUCAAAAACUCUGUGGAAAUUUAAAUUGGAUACGGCCCUAUUGUAAAUUAACCACAGAAGAAAUGCUCCCCCUGUUUAAUCUUUUAAAAGGUGAAACACAACUUACUUCACCAAGAGAGCUGACUUCAGAAACAGCUACAGUCUUGCGUAACAUCGAGACCCGUUUAAAAAAUACCCAAAUGCAAAGAUGUAAUCCCUCCAAAUCUGUAGAAAUUUUAGUGUUUAUGAAACAGCUGUAUCCCUUUACUGUAAUUUGGCAAGGAGGUCCAUUAUUGUUUGUGUACCCACAUACACAUUUACCUCGAAUCUUGUACACUCAGGGUCAGGCCGUAGCAAAUUUAAUAUUGACCGCAGUAAAAAAAAAAAAAAAAAAAAAACAACAAAAACCCACAGUUGAAACUUCUGAAAGACUUCCUACACGCUGUAUUACGCCGUUUGGCAAGGAGGCCAUCGAGGCCUGGACAAGAGAAAAUUGGGCUUGGGCUUAUAUUGUUUUAAUGCUACAUAUAACGGUAGAUAAUCACUACCCAAAUCACCCUUUUGUUUCGUUUUGUACCCAUAUUCCAAUUAUUCAAACAAAAAAGGUACGUAAACAGCCUAUAAAAAAAACACCCUCACUAUGUUUACUGAUGGAGCCAAAGGAGGAACUGGGGCUACAGUAAUUGGCAACCAACAAUAUUUUGUUUUGACUGCCUCCCCCUCUCCUCAACAUGCAGAAUUAGCUAUUAUUGCUUUGUUUUUAAAGAAGGAACUGGGCCCGUUAAAUAUACUUUCAGAUAGUGCCUAUGUAGUAAAUGUUGUGAAAUUGCUUGAACAGGCAUGCACUGUCUCCAAAUGUUCCACUGUUUAUCCCUAUUGAAAGCAACUUCAGACUUUGCUUAUACAGCGAAGCCAUCCCAUUUUUACAGACCGUAUUCGAGCUCAUUCAAAUUUGCCUGGACCACUCAGUCAGGGCAAUGCUUUGGCCGAUUACUAUUCGCGCUUUUUGCUUGUUUGUACAAGUGUUAAAUUAGCCAAGCAAUAUCAUUCCAAAUGGCAUGUAAAUAGUACUACCUUAAACAUAAAGUAUAAUAUUUCCCACGGAGAGGCAAAAAAUAUUAUUAAAGCUUGCAAAAAAUGCACAGUCAAUAUAGUUCCCAAAAUACCCGCUGGGGUCAAUCCUCAUGGCCUUAAACCCUGUCAUUUGGCAAAUGGAUGUCACCCACAUUCCUUCUUUUGGCUGUCAGAGUUGCGUCCACGUUACAAUGGAUACGUACUCGGAUGUAGUCAUGGCCACGGCCCUUAACAAAGAAGGUACUAAACAAGUUAUUCAACAUUGUCUACAGUCUUUUGCAGCUUGGGGUGUUCCCCAAAUUAUAAAAACUGACAACAGGCCAGCAUACACUUCGGCCCAAUUUGCCGCCUUCGUAAAAGACUUUGGCAUAACCCACAUUAUGGGCAUACCCUACAACCCUCAAGGUCAAGCUAUUGUAAAACGUACCCACUUGUAUUUAAAAAAUUUUAUUAAUAAACAAAAAGGGGGAAUAGGGGAAUACGCAGUAUCCAAUAAGGAUGCUUUAGCCCUAGCCCUCUAUACUAUAAAUUUUUUAAACAAAAAGAAAAAUGGAAAGACACCUGCGGAAAUGCACGACUCCUCAGGUGCCAAAGACCAACCACAGUGGAUUAUGUGGAAAGAUUUACAGGAUAACAAGUGGAAAGGCCCGUUCCCGUUGUUGCGAAGGGUACGAGGCGCUGUUUGCUUUUUCCCACAGGGAGCAGCACAACCCAUUUGGACCCCGGAAAGAAGAGUUCGACUUCUGCAGGAAAACCGGGACGAUCAACAACCUACGGAAGAAACCGUGGACGAGGCCCACGACUCAGGCACAACAGAGAACAACCAAGGGUUAUAAAAGGACUGUUAUUUGUGCUUUUGUUAGUUUUGUUUCUGGCUUGUGUUAGUGGCUUAUUAGGAGUUUUGAUUGAUUAUUUACUGCUGAUAAUUGCGAUUCAUAACAAUGACACCAAUUGUGUUGCUUAAAAUUUUUUAUAUUGUGCUAUUUAGCAACGUUGUUAUAUGUCAGGAUCAGGGGGUGUAUUGGGGAUUGCUUCGAGCAUUACCCUGGCCUCUACCUGUAAGUAAUAUCUCCAAAUUGUUGCCUGUACUGUUUGUUGAUAAUGAGAGCCUAUCGGUGUUUGGGGUACCUAGCUUGACUAAAUCUUUUCUGAAAGCGGAACCAUUAAAUUUGUCCACGGCCCUCAACGGUUCUCUUUGCUUUCAGAUUUCUCUGGGCUCGAUGAGGUAAGUGGGACCACGCCCUGUCUUGUUCUAACCAAUCAAUCAUUGACUGAACUUCUCCAGCCUAAGGGGCCUAACGGUACCUUUGUGACCUACUCCUCCGGCUCCAUUCCAACCCGUCGAAGUGGGUCUGGGCGCACUCCCCUGACCCGCAUGUUGCCAUCGUGCAGGCCGAGGGUAGAUCCCCUCCAGCCCAAAUUUAUGGUUUGUCAAAGCGGUUAUAACCAUCAUUGGUUGGCAAAUGGAUUUUCUACGACCCAUGAUACGGGCUUUCAGGGCUGGCCCGGGUACAACAAUGAGACCACAUAUUUUUCUUCCCCUCAUUCUAAUGCUACCACAUAUAAACGUCUUUCAUUUGCGGGAAAUAUGUGGGAUCCUUUUGUUAUUUGCAAUAGUGCGGGUGCUUGUACUGAUGCUACAGCAAUGCUGUUUUUGAGUAAUUUUUCCUGGUCCAAUGGCACCUGGGGAUGUGAUAAUGGACGUACCUUCAAGCCCAUGAACCUUACCCACAGUUUUGUAUCCCCAAACUUCACGGCAAAUGUGUGUGUUGACCCCCCCUUUUUGUGGUAUGUUUGUAUUCCCUCCAAUAAUACUUGCUCUUCCGGCUAUAUUACUCAAUGCUGGAAUGGCACUAAUGUGGGCAUAGUUAUGAGAGUUCCCACAUAAAUUCCCGUUCCCGUUGAAGCCAACCCUAAGGAUUUUGCUGUGAUGCUACACUCGCGACGAGAUUUUGAAAUUACGGCAGCCUUGGUAACCGCCGUUACUGCGGCGGUGGUGGCCAGCGCUGCUGCGGUCACACUGGUGGUUACGCAAGUCGGUCCGUUAACCACCUAAACAAUAUAACCGGACAAAGCGCACGGGCAUUGAUGGCUCAAGAAAACUUAGCUAAUAGCCUUAGAACGGGGCUUUUAUUGGUCAAUCAGAGGGUUGAUGUUUUGCAAAAUAAAAUGAAUUUGAUGACUUCGGUUAUGGGGGAUCCUUGCUUGGUACAAUCUGUAGCAGUAUGUGUACUUCCUUUUCCUUAUAAAUAUUAUAUGUUUUUACUGAUAGUGUAUAUUUUGAGAUCAAUGAUAUAAGGCCGGUGCCGUGGCUCCAUAGGCUAAUUCUCCACCUUGUGGCACCGACACACCGGGUUCUAGUCCUGGUCAGGGCGCCAUAUUCUGUCUCGGUUGCCCCCCUUCCAGGUCAGCUCUCUGCUGUGGCCAGGGAGUGCAGUGGAGGAUGGCCCAAGUCCUUGGGCCCUGCACCCCAUGGGAGACCAGGAGAAGUACCUGGCUCCUGCCUUCGGAUCAGCGCGGUGCGCCGGCUUAACCAACGGCAAAAGGAAGACCUUUCUCUCUGUCUCUCUCACUGUCCACUCUGCCUUCCAAAAA
Oryctolagus cuniculus (rabbit) is the source of this 5303-nucleotide messenger RNA. Lineage: Eukaryota; Metazoa; Chordata; Mammalia; Lagomorpha; Leporidae. The record is from RefSeq and is a predicted model, not a curated record.